AUGCUAUUGUCGCAGAACCCGCGUUACAAGAUCACCGUUGCUGCGAAACACAUGCCUGGCGACUAUGACAUUGAGUACGCGAGUCCUUGGGCAGGUGCAAAUUACUUCCCCGUAUCAGUAAAAGGCACACCAGCCGCUGAGUGGGAAAGAAACACCUGGCCGUCUCUAGAGAAUCUUGCUCGAAAUUACCCAGAAGCGGGAGUGCACUUUCAAGGUUGCGAGGUCUACAACCGCAGUAAGGAUGUCGGAAGUGUUACAGCAAACUGGUUCUCAGAAUUGCUUUCUCCGACUCCAUGGUGGAAAUCGCUGUUGCCUGAUUUUAAGACCAUACCAAAGACAGAACUUAGCGAUGGCAUGGACAGCGGUAAAUCGUUUACCUCAGUGUGUAUCAACACAGCCAUCUACCUGCCUUGGCUCGUAUCACAAGGCCUGAAAAAUGGAGUUGUAUUCAAGAGAGCGAUACUCAAACAGAUCACUGAUGCAGCUGCACCCGGAAUGCACCAUUCCGGCAAACCUGCUGAUCUGAUAAUCAAUUGUACUGGACUGGGUUCUCUAAAACUUGGUGGUGUCGAGGACAGGAAGCUAUAUCCAGCCAGAGGACAAAUCGUCGUGGUAAGGAACGAUGCUGGCAAGAUGUACGGCGUCUCUGGCACUGAUGAUGGCGACGACGAAGCAAUGUAUAUCAUGACUAGAGCUGCUGGAGGAGGCACUGUUCUAGGUGGGUCGUACCAGAAAGAUAACUGGGAAUCGCAGUUUGACCCCAGCUUGGCUAUUCGAAUCAUGAAGCGAUGUGUAGAUAUAUGCCCCCAAUUGACAAAUGGCCGAGGUAUUGAGCACCUGGAUAUCAUUCGUCAUAGUGUCGGCUUGCGACCCGUGAGAGAGGGUGGUGCUCGAAUAGAGAAAGAGAAGGUCAAUGGUACUUGGGUUGUCCAUUCCUACGGUUAUGGAGGUGCUGGCUAUCAAUCUAGCUACGGCGCUGCGCAGGCUGCGAUUAAAUUGGUCGACGAAGCGUUACAGGAGAGGGCGCGGUUGUAG
Molecule: messenger RNA, 1035 nt
Organism: Lithohypha guttulata
Lineage: Eukaryota; Fungi; Ascomycota; Eurotiomycetes; Chaetothyriales; Trichomeriaceae
Gene: DAO1
Product: D-amino acid oxidase
Exons: 4
Coding region: 1-1035 (344 amino acids)
Biological process (GO): D-amino acid catabolic process
Cellular component (GO): cytoplasm
Molecular function (GO): D-amino-acid oxidase activity; FAD binding
Source: RefSeq, a predicted model, not a curated record